This is a messenger RNA of Lepidothrix coronata (blue-crowned manakin), 2197 nucleotides long. It is a transcript of the gene N4BP2L1, whose product is annotated as NEDD4 binding protein 2 like 1. The record is from RefSeq and is a predicted model, not a curated record. Lineage: Eukaryota; Metazoa; Chordata; Aves; Passeriformes; Pipridae. The transcript is spliced from 5 exons.
AUGGACGAGCGGCUGCUCCGCGCCCUCGGGGGGCUCAGCCUGGGGCCCCAGCGGGGCCGCGGCGGCGGGAGGCUGGUGCUGCUGCGGGGGCUGCCGGGCGCCGGGAAGAGCACCCUGGCCAGACAACUGAAACGUGACUAUCCCAGUGCUGUAGUUCUUAGUACUGAUGACUUCUUCAUUGAAAAUGGUGUAUACAUGUUUGAGCCUGACUUCCUAGAGGAUGCACACUAGUGGAACCAAAAAAGAGCACGCAAAGCAAUGAAGAAUGGGAAAAGCCCGGUUAUUAUUGACAAUACCAACAUCCAUGCUUGGGAAAUGAAGCCGUAUGUGAUAAUGGCACGUGAAAAUAGAUAUGAAGUUACGUUCCAAGAACCAGAUACACCCUGGAAGUUCAAUGUUCAAGAACUGACAAGAAGAAAUAUUCAUCAUGUCCCUCGGGAAAAGAUACAACGGAUGAAAGAACAAUAUGAGCACAAUGUUACCUUCCACAGUGUUCUUCACUCUGAAAAACCAAGCAGAGAUGAGGGAAGCUACAGUGGACCAAAUGCAUCUUAUGGCAUGGAUACCCAUUCCAAUCCUCUUUCAGACUUCUCAAGGAGAAGACCUCACAGGACACGUACAGACAACAUGACAUUUAACUGAAGAGGUGAUUCUUUGGUGUGUUUUAAUUAUCAGGGUAUAAAAGUCUCUAGUUUUAAAUUUUUUCUAAACUGUUUGUGUUUUUCUACUACAUUUCUAAAUUACUUUUAUUUCUUACAAAUCUUUAAAUGGCAUUGGUCUGUGAUCUCACAGCUCUACAUGACCAAUCGCUGUCCCCAGUACAAACUGUACUCCCUCUCAUCUCUCUUCCACCAGGAAAAUCCAUCUAAGUAGGAACUGGGCUACAGGAGUAGGUCUGUACAGCUAAAACACAAGGCUGGCAAAUACACAAACUAACUCAUAAUGACUUAAGAAAGGAGGAAAAACCUGUUUUUGCUAAGGGGAGAAAUCAACUUCUUCAGCCACUGAAUGCUGAGAAGCCACUGACUGAUGGAUGAGUGGGAAAAGAAACUAUUCUGCUGUGGUUUUAUCCAUACUGUUAUAUUCUGAUGAUUAUGGCCUUGUCAAGAAGCCUUGUGAAACAUUUUUAAAACUCCACUUGUCAAUUUUUUUACAUAGGUGUGGAUUAUUAAGCAGUGCCUAUAGAACAGACAGUGGUGAGGUAUUUUGCAGGAGGAAAUGAAGACGGCUCCCAUUUGACAUUAGGAAAUAUGGGUAUAACUGUGAUUCAUCUAGCAAAUUAGCAGAGAAGUCCGAGAGGUAUAAUGUUGUCUCUAUGCAAAAGUCAAGCUGUCUUCAGGACACAAUAGAUGUACAAGAUAAAUUGCAUUUUCUACUCAAAAUGCAUUAAAGCUUUAAGCAUCAUCAUUAUGAACAAUUCUGAACUGGGGGCUCAGGGACUCUGGCUCUGCAGUAAUUCCAUGGAAUUUUACAGAACUACCAGCGAGCUCGUGUCAGCCCAUUAUAGUUCUCCAGUCCUGCACUUGAGCCAAGUGAACAGCACAGGACCCCUGAAGGGUUGCUGAGUGGGAGCUUGUGGUCUCAGUUCUGAAACAUCCUCCCUCCCUUGAACCAUGCCUGGUGGGAAGCAGCAGGGCAAAGGGCAACCUGACAAGCAGCUAUUUGAAAUGUGGAGGUGGCUGGUCCAGCAGGACUAUUUCCCUCUCCAAUGGAGAAACUCCAGUUCUGAGCUUAACCUGUUGAAAUGAAUGAGAACAAAAUAAUGAAUUCAAGCACUAUCUCAUCCCCAGCAGAAAGAUCUUGCGAUAAAAUCAAAGAAAGAUCUGAUUAUCUUUCAUGAUGUCGUGGCCUCAAGUGCUUCUUUAAGGAGUAGCUCAGAAACACUGACCAAAGAUUUAUCACUAAUACCUUUGUGUGGCAUUUUGCUGUAAAUCAAAUAAUCACAGCUGUUCUCUAAACCUUUUUUAGUGCUAUGUGGAAAGUGAGGAGGAAAGUACAAGAACAGACCCUAAUUACACAGAGCAACAUUUCAGAAUUAAAAUGUUCUGUACAGUAAAAAUAAGAGAACUAUUUUGUCCUGUUCUUCUGAUAGCCAAACAACUGCUCUAAUGCUGCAAAGGGAAACAAAACUGAUUGCUUUAGACUGAAACCAAGAUCCUGCUGUAAUUUAAGAACACGUCAGAAUCCAAACAAUGGC